This is a messenger RNA of Gavialis gangeticus (Gharial), 1761 nucleotides long. RefSeq names its product cAMP responsive element binding protein 3 (gene CREB3). The transcript has 10 exons. Gene Ontology annotation, molecular function: RNA polymerase II cis-regulatory region sequence-specific DNA binding; DNA-binding transcription factor activity, RNA polymerase II-specific. The record is from RefSeq and is a predicted model, not a curated record. Gene Ontology annotation, biological process: regulation of transcription by RNA polymerase II. Gene Ontology annotation, cellular component: nucleus. NCBI's taxonomy places the organism in Eukaryota, Metazoa, Chordata, Crocodylia, Gavialidae. Bases 87 to 1433 code for a protein of 448 amino acids.
GGCCGCGUGGUGGGUGCCGGGAGCCGAGGGCGCUGACGUCAUUCCUGCUGUGUUGGAAGGCGGUGGCGGAGCCAGGGUCGGCAGAGAUGUCGGUGUCGGUGGUGCCAGAGCGGGCGCCGCUGGCGCUGGCGGACGGGGACGGGGUCGUGGAUGCGGACCGGGACCUGCUGGACUUCCUGCUGGCAGAGGGCGCGGAGCUGCCGGCCGACCCCGGUGCCUGGGGCCUGCUGGAGCCUGAGCUCCUGGGAGACAAGGACGUGGAUGCUUUCCUCAGCGCCCUGCUGAGCCCCUUUGCUGAGGUCCCGGGCUGCUCGGCCGCCAGCAGCGUCAGCAGCACCCCCGCGGAGCAGCCCUCGUGCAGCCCCGAGAGCUGGGCCGCGUCCCCCGGCAGCCCUCCCGGCCCCGACAGCGUCCGGUUCGACCACAACUACUCCCUGCUCCAGGACGGGCUGUGGCUGGAGUGCGCGCCGGCGGGACCCACCGAUGGGGACGUCUUCAUCGACCUGGACGCAUGGGCCGGGCUGGAGAGCGCAGAGGAGACCUCCGGCAGCGAGCAGAGCUUCAGCUUCGCCGUGGCUGUGGAGGAUGUCAUGCCUGGGACCCCCACGCAGCUGGACUUCCCGGAGCUGAUCCUGACAGAGGAGGAGAGGCAGCUGCUGGAGAAAGAUGGCAUCACCUUGCCGUCCCACCUGCCCCUCACCAAGGCUGAGGAGCGGCUGCUGAAGAGGGUGCGUCGCAAGAUCCGGAACAAGCAGUCAGCCCAGGACAGCCGCCGUCGCAAAAAGAUCUAUGUGGAUGGCCUGGAGAGCAGGGUGGUAGCCUGUACGGUGCAGAACCACGAGCUGCAGAAGAAGGUGCAGCUGCUGCAGAAGCAGAACAUGUCGUUGCUGGAGCAGCUGCGGAAGCUCCAGGCCCUGGUGCGACAGUCCUCAACCAAGACUACCACGGCCAGCACCUGUAUCGCGGUCAUGUUCCUGUCCUUCUGCCUCGUGCUCACGCCUAGCCUCUUCUUCGGAGCAGGGGGGCGGCAGCAGGAGCUGCGUGGAGUGCUGUCCCGGCAGAUCCGCGAGUUCCCGAGUAUGGGGGACACAUGGGCAGUGGCACGCGAUGGGCAGGAGGAGAGCAUGUCCAAGGGGCUGGCCCCGGAGUCAGAGCCAGGUCUGCAGGACAGCCUCAACCGCUCGCAGGAGGGCAGCCACAGUCUGCCCACGGCCGAGUCCCACUCCGCCAUCAGCAGCAACUCGUCCUCCGAUCCACCUGCACCCAGCGCCUCCCUGCAGGGCUCCCCCCAGGCCGGACAUCCCCCGCAGCAGCCCUCAGGGCGGAGCUCCCUGCCCUCCACAGUUCCAGUAUCCUGGGAGGCCACGAAGCAGGAGUGGGUGGAGCGCAGCACCAGUGUCAUCAUCCAGCAGCACCAUGCGGACGAGAUGUGAGCACCCAGGCAGGCCCACCCAGCACAGCCUCCCUCACUGCAGCACUGAGUGCCCCACUGCACCUUCCCCAGCAGUGCUGGACAGACUUGGACUGUGGGGGCCAGGGCCUCCUUGGGCAGCGGGGCAGAGCUGAUGGGGGAGGGAGGUCCAAGGUCCCCAGGCUCAGGGAGACCCCCACAGUGCGCUAAGCUGCAGCUGCCUGGCGGGGAAUGGGCACUGGCAGCAGGUUCCCCAUGCCCUUUGGAGUUGGAGCCUGGUGCCUGGGCUGGCACCAGGCUCUCUUCUCUUAGCUGGGCCCCAGGACAGCUCUGUUUCCACCCCACCCCAC